UUGCCGCAGCCGCGGGUGGGCGGGGCCCGGGAGGGAAGCGGGAGGGGCGAGGAGCGGAGCCGGGCCCGCGCCUCGCGCCCCGCCGGGCGGGCUUCGGGCUGCGCCUGCGAGCCGGGCAGGUGGCCCCGCGCCGGAGACCCUGAGCCGCACCCGAAGGCAGCAAGCCACCUGGGAUAGAUCAGGACACCAACUCACAGAUGAAGAGCAAACCCUUCCUCUGGGCUCAGUUUUUACCUAUGAGGGGAGCAUAUGCCUUUCCCUGUUUUGUCAGCUGUUUGCUGGGGAUUUGAGGAAAGAAGCUGCUACAGCUCAAAUUGAGGAGGAGGACACUGCAGUUCGGGAUGGCUCAACCUGUCGGUCCAGAGUACUGCAGCUGGCUCAGGCCGAGCCCCGACUGCGAGAGUGAGGCACAUGGCCCCAGCAGACCGGGCCUCGGAGGGUCCCAGGCUUGAGGACCCAUCGCCCCCCACCCCCUUGGAAAGGCAAGGAGAGGAGCCUGCGCUGGUACACUCCCCUGGCUCAGUCAUGGCGAAGCUGGAAACACUGCCUGUGCGGGCUGACCCGGGGCGGGACCCCCUCCUGGCCUUUGCCCCACGGCCCUCUGAGCUUGGCCCCCCAGACCCUCGCCUGGCUAUGGGCGGCAUGGGUGGUGGGGUGGCCCAUGCCCAGGAGUUCACCAUGAAGAGCGUGGGCACCCGCACAGGGGGUGGGGGCAGCCAGGGCAGUUUCCCUGGCCCCCGAGGCAGUGGUGGCGGGGCGAGCCGGGAGAGGCCGGGCCGCUACCCCUCAGAAGACAAGGGUCUUGCCAACUCCCUCUACCUCAAUGGCGAGCUCCGAGGCAGUGACCACACCGAUGUCUGCGGCAAUGUGGUGGGUAGCAGUGGCGGCAGCAGCAGCAGCGGCAGUGACAAGGCCCCACCACAGUAUCGUGAGCCCGGCCACCCACCUAAACUUUUGGCCACCUCUGGCAAGUUAGACCAGUGCUCAGAGCCAUUAGUUCGGCCUUCAGCCUUCAAGCCUGUUGUACCCAAGAACUUCCAUUCCAUGCAGAACUUGUGUCCCCCACAGACCAACGGGACUCCUGAGGGACGUCAGGGCCCUGCUGGCCUCAAGGGUGGACUGGACAAGUCUCGGACAAUGACUCCGGCAGGUGGGAGUGGGGGUGGCCUCUCAGACUCAGGCCGAAACUCGCUCACAAGUCUGCCCACCUACAGCUCCAGCUAUAGCCAGCACCUGGCACCCCUUAGUGCCUCCACCAGUCACAUCAACCGCAUCGGCACUGCCAGCUAUGGGAGUGGUGGUGGCGGGGGCAGUAGUGGUGGUGGGUCAGGCUACCAGGACCUGGCCACCUCUGACAGCGGGCGGGCCUCCAGCAAGAGUGGGUCAUCCUCCUCUAUGGGGCGGUCAGGCCACCUGGGUUCGGGGGAGAGUGGAGGCGGAGGCUUGCCGUUUGUGGCCUGCUCUCCACCCUCACCCAGCACUCUGAUCCAAGAGCUGGAGGAGCGGCUGUGGGAGAAGGAACAGGAGGUGGCAGCUCUGCGGCGGAGCCUGGAGCAGAGUGAGGCGGCCGUGGCCCAGGUGCUGGAGGAGAGGCAGAAAGCGUGGGAUCGAGAGCUGGCCGAGCUGCGGCAGGGCUGCAGUGGGAAGCUGCAGCAGGUGGCCCGCCGUGCCCAGCGCGCCCAGCAGGGCCUGCAGCUGCAGGUGCUUCGGCUGCAGCAGGACAAGAAGCAGCUGCAGGAGGAGGCAGCUCAGCUGAUGAGGCAGCGAGAAGAGCUAGAAGACAAGGUGGCCGCCUGCCAGAAGGAGCAGGCUGACUUCUUGCCCCGGAUGGAGGAAACGAAGUGGGAGGUAUGCCAGAAGGCUGGGGAGAUCUCCCUCCUGAAGCAGCAGCUCAAAGAUUCGCAGGCAGACGUGUCUCAGAAGCUGAGUGAGAUUGUGGGUCUGCGCUCCCAGCUUCGAGAGGGCAGGGCCUCACUGAGGGAAAAGGAGGAGCAGCUGCUCAGCCUGAGGGACUCCUUCAGCAGCAAGCAGGCCAGCCUGGAGCUGGCAGAAGGAGAGCUGCCUGCCACUUGCCUCAAGGCUACACUGACCCCUGUGGACCCAGCUGAACCCCAGGACACAUUGGCCACUUGUGAGAGUGAUGAGGCCAAGAUGCGCCGACAGGCUGGGGUGGCUGCCGCUGCCUCCUUGGCUUCCUUGGAUGGGGAGGUGGAUGCUGGAGGGGAGAAUGGGACGAGGGCCCUGCGGCGGGAGGUGGGCCGGCUGCAGGCUGAGCUGGCUGCUGAGAGGCGGGCACGGGAGCGCCAGGGCGCCAGCUUUGCAGAGGAGCGCCGGGUGUGGCUGGAGGAGAAGGAGAAGGUCAUCGAGUACCAGAAGCAGCUGCAGCUGAGUUACGUGGAGAUGUAUCAGCGCAACCAGCAGCUGGAGCGGCGGCUGCGGGAGCGUGGGUCUACCGGGGGUGCUAGCACGCCUACCCCCCAACAUGGAGAGGAAAAGAAAGCCUGGACACCCUCCCGCCUUGAGCGCAUUGAGUCCACAGAAAUCUGACCCCCUAUCUGGGCAUGUGGCCUUUUGACAAAUGCUCUGCCAAAGGCCAGCAGCAUCCCCAGUGUCUCCUCCCUUCCAUCUCUUCUCCCCAUGUCCCCCAUCUCCCCAGACCAAAGAGAUUCUCAAAGCAGCUGUGACCAGGCCCCUCUCCUUUCCCCUCCAGGCAGCCCACUUGAGCCCUCCCCCCAAGGAGGGAAUAAAGAGGGCAGAGUGAGUGGGGACGAAGGGUUCAGGCAGCAGGGAACCCAUGCUCCCUUUCUUGGUGCAUCCUUGCUGGAGAUGGAGGUGGCAGGCCUGAGGCACCGUAAGGGACCCUGGCCCCUUGGUGGGUCGAGGCUGCUACUGUCAGUUCUCCUGUGUCCAGUGAUGCUUGCUGUGCUCACCUCCUAGGCCAUGUAGCCUGGGAGGGGACCUGCUGAAGCUGACUGACCUUGGGCUCCUGGCCUCUCUCCUUCCUGCACUGUUCUCCCUCCCCAGGGAAAUUGGCAGGACAAGUGGAGCAGAUGGCCAGCCUGUGGUUGAGAGGGCUGCCUGGCCAGCCCCUCCCUGAAAGGUCUCUGUGCUUGGCCCUCAGAGCCUGGACUGGUCCUGCGUGUAUGUGCCUCCACAUGUGUGUGUUGGGAGAGAGAGGGAGGCUCAGUGCCCAGGGAAGUUCUGCCCUUCUCUUCUUGGGAAAGGUUACCUGGAAGUUCUUAGCUCUUCCCCCCACCCUUCUGGUCAGGACCCACAGGGCCAGGGCGAUGGCCCUGUCUGCUUGGCUGACCCACACCCAGGGCCACUGUUGGCUUUCACUACAGCUAUUAAGUGCUACCUGCCUCUCAGGCACUCUUCUCACCCAGAUUCUGAGGUCACGUGAGUGUCUGUGAUGUCUUCCUGUGUCUUCCCCUAACCCGAUUCCCUCAGCCUUCUCUGCUUUCAUGCUCAGAGCAUCAUUGUUCCAGGCCACCUCUUCCCCUAAACCUCACCUUUUCUUCCACUAGAAAAUUCUGCUUGAUCUUUGGUGCACUGCCCACUUCCAAGCUCCACUGGGUGCAAGCCUGAGCCUGAGGCCCUUCUUUUGAAGAUCUAGGGGGUGGUGGUGGUUGUGAUUGCCCUUGAAAGACAUGGCUGACCUGAGAGAAAUGUUGACCCCCUGAAUUCCAGGGCCCUAAGGUACCCCAGUGUUUGCCCAAGAUAGGCCUGGCAUGGCCAUCAGUGGAGCUGGGAGAACCAAUGUCACUUCCUCCUCUCAAGGCCCUUUCAGAAGUCUGUCUCCUCAAGAUAGGAAGGAAAUAGCAAAUUUCUUAUUCACCAGCAAUAAAAAAUGGAGGAGGCUUGGCCCUCAGCCCUUGUAUUUCUCUUUUCACUACUUUCCUCCCAUCCCAAAGACUGGGUUGGGGGGGCAGGAUGGAGAGAGCUGGCAAUUACUGUGAGCAAGUCCCCCAACCCCUGUCCAGCCUCCUCCCAUGACUGGUGACUGUUUAAUGAGCUGUGUGUCCCCCACAAAAACAGGAGUGCCUCUGUGUGGCCUCUGUCCCUUUGCACAGCACCUUCUGGGUGGCCCUCACCAUAUCUCUGAGUUGCACUGGGGCCACCCUGGCAAUCACUGCCCAUUCCACUUACCCCUCACUGGGCCUGGGCCAGAGGGGCAGGAGGAAGAGAAGGCAUUAGUAAGAAGAAAUAGAAGAAAGUAUGAACAGACUCAGCUUUGGGACUUCCAACCACAAAAGAAAUUAUAUAUAAAUAUAUAUAUAUAAAAUAUAUAUCUACCAUAUGUGAUGGAAAGAUUUCAUUUUCUUUUCCCAAAGAAAUAAAAUGGAGAAAGCCUCUUGAGUGGCA
Molecule: messenger RNA, 4365 nt
Organism: Erinaceus europaeus (western European hedgehog)
Lineage: Eukaryota; Metazoa; Chordata; Mammalia; Eulipotyphla; Erinaceidae
Gene: LZTS3
Product: leucine zipper tumor suppressor family member 3
Exons: 6
Coding region: 412-2547 (711 amino acids)
Biological process (GO): regulation of dendritic spine morphogenesis
Cellular component (GO): dendritic spine
Source: RefSeq, a predicted model, not a curated record